GGGGAUCAGGGCUGGGCUCCGGCAAGGUCUCUGUUCACCCCUAUUGUUCGUUGGAGCGAGUCACUCGGCGCGGGGUGGAGCGGAGAGAGAGGCGAGCAGGGCGGUGGCGACGGGGCCGGCAGAGCAGCCAUGGAGGUGGUGAACAUGAUGGAGCAACCCAUCAAGGUGACGGAAUGGCAGCAGACAUACACCUAUGACUCGGGCAUCCAUUCCGGGAUGAACACCCAGGUGCCAUCGGUGAGCAGCAAGUGUCUGGUGGACGACGAUGACCUGUAUGGCAAGCAGUACACAAUUAAGAAGACCACCACUUACAGCCAGGCUGGAGCUGGGCAAGCCCAAGCCCAGGCACAAGCGGAUUUGGAGUCCCACCUUGCCAUGACCCGUGCCCAGCGCGUCCGGGCUGCCAUGUACCCGGAGACUGUAGAGGACCGCUCCCUUCUCAUCACCACCCAAGUGGAAGGGCAGCAGACAAAUGUUCAGCGGCUGGCCGAGCCCUCCCAGAUGCUCAAGUCGGCCAUUGUGCAUCUCAUCAACUACCAGGAUGAUGCUGAGCUGGCCACCCGCGCCAUCCCUGAACUCACCAAACUCUUGAAUGACGAGGAUCCGGUCGUGGUCAGCAAAGCAGCCAUGAUUGUGAACCAGCUGUCCAAGAAGGAGGCCUCGCGCCGUGCUCUGAUGCAGUCCCCUCAGAUAGUCGCUGCCGUGGUCCGAACCAUGCACAGCACGAGCGACCUAGACACAGCCCGCUGCACCACCAGCAUCCUCCACAACCUGUCCCACCACCGCGAGGGCCUGCUGUCCAUCUUUAAGUCUGGGGGCAUCCCAGCUCUUGUGCGCAUGCUCAGCUCUCCUGUGGAGUCAGUCCUGUUUUAUGCCAUCACCACCCUUCACAACCUGCUGCUGUACCAGGAAGGUGCCAAGAUGGCCGUGCGCCUGGCGGAUGGCCUUCAGAAGAUGGUUCCCCUGCUGACCAAGAACAACCCAAAAUUUCUUGCCAUCACCACCGACUGCCUGCAGCUGCUUGCCUAUGGGAACCAGGAAAGCAAGCUCAUCAUCCUGGCCAACGGAGGCCCCCAAGCCCUUGUUCAGAUUAUGCGCAGCUACUCAUAUGAGAAACUGCUGUGGACCACCAGCCGCGUCCUCAAGGUCCUUUCCGUCUGCCCCAGCAACAAGCCAGCCAUCGUGGAAGCCGGAGGCAUGCAAGCUCUGGGAAAGCACCUGACCAGCUCCAGCCCAAGGCUUGUGCAGAACUGCCUGUGGACUCUGAGGAACCUCUCAGAUGUGGCCACAAAGCAGGAGGGUCUUGAUGGUGUCCUGAAGAUCCUGGUGAACCAGCUGAGUUCGGACGACAUCAAUGUGCUGACCUGUGCCACCGGCACCCUCUCCAACUUGACCUGCAACAACAGCAAGAACAAGACCCUGGUCACCCAGUCGAACGGAGUGGAAGCCCUGAUACACACCAUCCUCCGGGCGGGAGACAAAGAGGAUAUCACCGAGCCAGCUGUCUGUGCUCUGAGGCACCUCACCAGCCGGCACCCAGAGGCUGAGAUGGCCCAGAAUUCCGUGCGGCUGAACUAUGGCAUCCCCGCCAUCGUCAAGCUGCUUAAUCAGCCCAAUCAGUGGCCGUUGAUCAAGGCUACCAUCGGCCUCAUCCGCAACCUGGCUUUGUGCCCAGCCAACCACGCCCCCUUGCAGGAAGCCGCCGUCAUCCCGCGCCUGGUUCAGCUGCUGGUGAAGGCUCACCAAGACGCCCAGCGCCACGCAGCCGCCGGCACACAGCAGCCCUACACGGAUGGGGUAAAGAUGGAGGAGAUCGUGGAAGGCUGUACGGGGGCAUUGCACAUCUUGGCUCGCGACCCCAUGAACCGAAUGGAGAUCUUCCGCCUGAACACCAUCCCGCUCUUUGUGCAGCUCCUGUACUCUCCAGUGGAAAACAUCCAGCGUGUGGCAGCUGGUGUUCUGUGUGAACUGGCGCAAGAUAAGGAAGCAGCUGACGCCAUUGACGCAGAGGGGGCCUCAGCACCGCUGAUGGAGCUCCUCCACUCCCGGAACGAAGGCACAGCUACAUACGCAGCAGCUGUGCUGUUCCGCAUCUCGGAAGACAAGAACCCGGACUAUCGGAAACGCGUCUCUGUAGAACUUACCAAUUCGCUCUUCAAACACGAUCCUGCCGCUUGGGAAGCAGCCCAGAGCAUGAUACCCAUUCAUGAGCCAUACGCAGAUGAGCUGGAUGGAGGUUACCGCAGCAUGUACCCCUCCGACAUCCCCAUGGAUCCUAUGCAUAUGGACAUGGACAUGGAUGGGGACUAUCCCAUGGAUGCAUACAGCGAUGGCGUGCGGGGCGCUUACCCGGACCACGUUCUUUCCUAAGGUGCUCUUUGGGCAGGGCUCAAGAUGUUUUCUUAACACAGAAGAGGGCAGCCUCAGUGCUCAACUCCGGGGCACUUGGGAGACAGAAGUGCCUGAGAAAGAUGACAAACUCUUCCUUUCCCUGCGAGGAGGUUUUAUUUUCUAAAACGAAACCAUUUCCCCCUCCUGUGGGCCUAUGGGAAAGACCCUCCCCCCAGACCCCCCUACCCAGGACUGCUUCUAACAAUCUUGUAAUAACUUUUUAUCGGCAGUCAGCUCCUUUCCCUCUGACUUUAAUCAACCUCUCCCGUUUAUCCCCUCUGCCGCUUCACCAAACUUUCCCUAAAUCUGGGAACCAUUCUCAAAACUGCCAUUGGGUCCUUAUACGAGUAUUUUUCAAGCACACACACAAACUCCCCUCACCCCCGGCAUUUGUGGUGCAAAACUAACUCUUUGCCAUUUUAGAUAUAUAUAUAUAUUUUCUCCCCUGUUUGCACUUCUAAUGCGUUGUCAUCUAGGAAGUGAAGAAAACGAUUUCCCCUUUCUCUCUUCUACUUUUUUUUUU
Podarcis muralis (Common wall lizard) is the source of this 2914-nucleotide messenger RNA. It is a transcript of the gene JUP, whose product is annotated as junction plakoglobin. Lineage: Eukaryota; Metazoa; Chordata; Lepidosauria; Squamata; Lacertidae. The record is from RefSeq and is a predicted model, not a curated record. Gene Ontology annotation, biological process: cell adhesion. Gene Ontology annotation, molecular function: cadherin binding.